Messenger RNA from Lactuca saligna, 880 nucleotides. The record is from the annotation of a GenBank genome assembly. NCBI's taxonomy places the organism in Eukaryota, Viridiplantae, Streptophyta, Magnoliopsida, Asterales, Asteraceae.
GUUUGAUUUUGACGCGAUUACAAAUCAUCCCAUGGCUUCAACUUAUUGGGCAUCACUGAAUAAUCGGAUAUGUGCGCGGUAUAGAGGCCGCAAAAAUAUUGCAAAAAACCGUUUUGAUGAUUUUGCAGGGAAUGUGGAGGCAGCAAGGGCUCAAGCCCCUAGGGGUAUGGAUCAGCAGCGUUGGAAUGCUGCUAUUGACCAUUUCUUAACAGAAAAACAUCAAAAACGAUCCGCUGGAAACAAAGAAUGCUGGAAGAAGCAAGUAGUGAAGAAUCGUGGAGGGACGUGCAGCUACGGUAGUGCUUGUUUCAAAAAAAAUUUGAAUAGACUUGAAGUAUUUCAUCGUGCGCAUGUAAAUAAAAGAGGGGAAUUUGUUGAUCCAUUGGUUGAAGAGCAAUAUAAUGCCUUAGUUGCUGAGGUUGCUCUACAGACUCAUCACAUAGCCGACUCUGGUGGUGAUCCAGACACCAUUGAUUGGAUCGCAAUAUUUGAGAAGGUGUUGGGUACUCGAAGGGGGCAUGUGAGAGGCAUUGGGCCUAAAGUUUCUUCAACUGCGGGUACAAGUGCUUCAUCCCAAUGGCAGCCACAAUCACAAGCAUCGCAACCAACGCAGGAUGUUGAUGUGAACGCUUUUCUUCAAAACCCGGCAUUUGUGACGGCCAUUGGAGACAUUAUUCGCUCGUUUAAAAACCAAGUCAACGAGGAAAACAACGAUGGGGAGGACGGUGGGGAAGACGAAGACAACUAGUAUUUCUUGUUUUAUGAUAUGGAGGAUGUUACUUUUGAUUUGGAAAAUAGUUUAUGUAUGAUAUAUAUUAAACGUUUGUUUGAGAUUUAUUAGAUAGUUAAUGGAAUAUGGUAUUUUUGAUGUUUUUAUAUA